CCAAUUUUGUCUUGCCCUUUUUUUCUGUAUUUUAAAUUUUUGCUUUUCAUUCCUCGAUUCAAUUUGUACUUUUUUAUAUCACCACUUCUUUUUUAUUAUCUUGACAGCCAAAACUAACGCUCAGACACACACAAAUUAUACAUUUAUCUCGCAAUUUUUCUAUGAAAAUCCACAUUUUGUUACGCUCCCCUUCAGUCCCGACGGCCGAAGACUUUGCAGUACACAUGCAGUCAGAGCAGAGCAUUUGGGAUCUCAAGCAGACGAUUGAGCGGGAGCAUCCUGCGGAGCCACGCGCGCGAGACAUGCGUAUUGUCUGGAGGGGCCGGGUUCUCAAUGACAAGGACUUGGUAUGUUGCUUGUGCAAAGAAGAAAGCGAUACAACGCCGACUCUGCCGCUACCGCCAUCCGAUGUUGUUCAAGCAGUAGUGCAUUUUGUGCUGAGCACGCCUAUGCCGAGCCUGCCCCCACAGAAAGCCUUGAAUGCACACAGCAGUCGGGGUAAAUCAAAGGCGGAUGGUAACCCGGCGCCAGUAGCCACGAAUGUGGCUGACUCUAGCAGUAACUUGGCUAUACCCACUUUUCAGCACUCACCUUCCGUCAUACCGCUGGGAAAUGCAUUUCAGUAUGUAUUGGUUGAUGGCACGCCAUACUUGGUCGAGCUAAAGCAGCAGCGGCAGCAAAAUGCAAGCCAGCCGAUUGGCAGCAGCACUGUGAUACCUGCCUUACAGUCUAACGAGCGUCAGGGUGAUUUAAUGCAGCAGCUGGAAGCCAUGCGCGAGCAACUCCGCAACAUUCCCCAUGCAAACGACGUUCCUAACAAUCGAGCACAUAAUCAAAAUCAACAACAGCAAUGGCAACAGGACCAGCAGCCUCGGCAACAGCCGCAACCGCAGCAGCAGCCUCUAGCACAAGUACUCGGCAACCUCGACUUCCACGCUAUCUGGAAUGCGGCGUGGAUUCUGCUGCGAAUGCUUUUGUUUGUGGCAGUGAUGGCGCAUGACGCGAGCAUGGGGCGCAUGUUGCUAUUGCUGGUGAUUGUGGCUGGAUUUGUUGUGCUUCGAAGUAACUGGGCGCAGCAGCAGCUAAUGCGGCUGCGCCAGUAUAACCGCCAUAUUGAUGGUCGGCGGCAGAAUGUGGAUGAAGGCGGCAAUGGCGGUGCGCAGAGUGGGCAGCAACAGCACCAGCAGCACCAGCACAGGCAGCGUGAGUUUUCUGCACUGGAGAAGGCAAAAGCCCUGGUCAUUGCGCUGUUCACGUCGUUGAUUCCUUCAGAGCCAUUCUAUGUGCCGGCGAUGGAGGAGUAAUACGAGUAGCAGUAUUAUCCUGCAGCACCGUCGGCUUCUGGGAUGAUGGCUUGUCCGAAUGGAAUGUAUUUUUUAUUCAAAAACUAUUGCUUAAACCUGUUUUUUUCCAGGCAUUUGUUCACAUGCCUGUAGAGUAAAGAAAAAUUAUUUAAUCGCAUGCACAGAGUGCUAUUGUCUCAUUUUUUGAUACCCUUGUCUUUCAC
Kickxella alabastrina is the source of this 1507-nucleotide messenger RNA. RefSeq lists its product as uncharacterized. Gene Ontology annotation, molecular function: protein binding. Lineage: Eukaryota; Fungi; Kickxellomycota; Kickxellomycetes; Kickxellales; Kickxellaceae. The coding region runs from base 162 to 1304 and encodes 380 amino acids. Gene Ontology annotation, biological process: endoplasmic reticulum unfolded protein response. The record is from RefSeq and is a predicted model, not a curated record. The transcript has a single exon.